GGACAGUGGAGGUAUUGUCUUUACUUUACAUGCUAUUUUGAUUUUUUUUUUUGAGCUCAUAUCCUUAAUCAUUCUUCUUGUAUCCAUGCACUUGGACAUCAAAGCAAGAUCACCUAUGGAUUCGACGUAAUCUUCUCAACAUCAGUGGACAUAAAAGUAAUAUUAUGGAAGUUAUGGGGCCUCAUCCGUUAACGAAUUCAAGCAAAUCAACCAGGUUUCAACAUUCGAUCAAUUGUGUUUCAGUUGCUUUUUAAUCGAAACAAGGGAUGGAUGUAAAACUUUUGAUUUGAAUGCAAGUCGAGACCAAGGUGAAAAAUUCCAAAAACACAUGUGAAGGAAAUGAAGGAUAAGGCAGAGAAGACUUGUGGUGAAAGGAAGACAAAGGCUGGACUCUGGAGAUGCUUCCCAGGCUGGGAAAAAGGAACGAGUUUUGGGGGAUUUUGUUUGGACCCAAAAUGCAAGGAAUGGAGGAAAAAAAUCAGUAUACAUGAUUGUUGGCCUAUUUGCGAUCGACAAUGUACACGGGUUGACGGUCACAAAGCACUUAAGGGAGAUUGCAGCUUGCAAAGAAGACAUCAUGAGAUGAUUGAAGAAGCUCCAGUUAUGACUUACAGUACCUCAUAUGUUGUACAUUGUGAUUUUUCUGACAAGAAUAUGCUGAUAAGAGAACUGUAACAGAAAUCUAUGCAAUUACUGGCAAAUGUCAUCAAGGAUUUGUGUUUCUCUACCUGGGGAGGCUGCUAUUUUUAUGUGUUAUUAUUUUGUUUGAUGAAGUACCAUCAUAUUAUGCAAAAAAAAUGGUCUUUUAUUGUAGUAAUAUCUUUUUGUAACAACCAUUAU
Ilex paraguariensis (yerba mate) is the source of this 840-nucleotide messenger RNA. The record is from the annotation of a GenBank genome assembly. Lineage: Eukaryota; Viridiplantae; Streptophyta; Magnoliopsida; Aquifoliales; Aquifoliaceae.